This is a messenger RNA of Sphenostylis stenocarpa, 495 nucleotides long. The record is from the annotation of a GenBank genome assembly. NCBI's taxonomy places the organism in Eukaryota, Viridiplantae, Streptophyta, Magnoliopsida, Fabales, Fabaceae.
AUGAACCCUUCUUUCGCUACGAUUGCCACCGCGCCUCCCCUCACCAGGACUGUCAUGCUCAAACACCUUCGUCGCGGCCUCCUCUACCGUGCGCAGAGCCCCCCACCGUUACAAGCCUCAGUCGCGUCUCGCUUUCUAGCAACCAUCGGGCCAAACCCAUUGCGAAUCGCGUCAUCUUCACCUCCAUUGCGAACACCUAGCCGUGGUGCCUCUUUUCCUCGUCGCCACCGCACCACGAGGCGCCUUAGGGUCAUUCACAAACUAGUCAUUCAUCUUCAACCUCUACCUUGCAUCGCAGCCCCCAAAUCGCUGCACCCAUCUCCGCAUUGCAAGCUCGCUGCCAGCCAUUCUAAGGUUGUUCGAAGCAGAUUUGGUUUUGGAUCUAAACUGAAUUCUUAUUGGAGUCAGACUGCACUAUUAGAUUGGAGUCAGACUGCACUAUUAGAUUGGGUUUGUAUGAUUAAUGCUGCUAUUGGAGUGAAAUGGUAUUUCUAG